UUUUUAGCUCCGUGAUAAACGUGGCUUGUUGUGUCUGUAGUUGGGGAAGGUAACAACAAAAAACUUAGGGACGUUAGCCAAGCUGACAGAAGUUAUGUCUGGGGCUAACUGGGGCCAGCUUGCCCCGUUUGAAAAGUAUGGUCGAAUGGUUGACCGAACCGAGGAUUUUAUGGUGAUUUCCUACGAGGAGGCUAUGUCGGAGACCCACACUUCACACAAACACGCCAGCCACACCAUGAUCCUGGCUCGCGACCCUCGAGUACUGUGGGAUCUCUAUCCGGCCAGGGCUGCUAUCCUUAUGCAGAUGCGAUUUGACGGUGUGAUUGGGUUUCCGGGAGGUCUGGUCGACCCGGGGGAGGAUCCCGUUGAGGCAGCAAAUCGAGAAAUGGUGGAGGAGAUCGGCCUUGACCUUAAAAAACAUUCCAUAACCAAAGAAAACCACAUUGUAUCCUACUUUAAUGCCAAAAAAGAUCUCGUUCUCCAUUUCUUUGGAUUAGAGGUGAUGCUAGAAGAAUUCUGUGCCAUUGAGCUACAAAACCUCCAGGCCCCAGACUAUGGAGUAGAGACCUUAGGGAUCCUCCGCCCUCCACUAUAUACCAUGGGAGAUAACUAUCGGGGCAUGCCAGCCUUUCUCUCCAACAGCUUCGUUGGUAACGCCAGGGACGAACUCUUACAUGGUCUACAGCACUUUAAAACUCACACGGCCGAGGAGAUUGAGGCGGCGCUGACAGCUCAGCAGCAACAUGAGUCCGCUAAUCAGGACAGUCGGGGAAACAGUUGACCACGUCUAAACAGUAACUACACCGACCAAGACCAGAGAAAUGUAUUUUGUUUACAUUCAUUUAAUUUUAUCAUUUUUUUUGUUUAUAUUACAAUAAACAAAUA
Molecule: messenger RNA, 885 nt
Organism: Pecten maximus
Lineage: Eukaryota; Metazoa; Mollusca; Bivalvia; Pectinida; Pectinidae
Product: U8 snoRNA-decapping enzyme-like
Exons: 4
Coding region: 95-781 (228 amino acids)
Biological process (GO): mRNA catabolic process; sno(s)RNA catabolic process
Cellular component (GO): nucleus
Molecular function (GO): snoRNA binding; phosphodiesterase decapping endonuclease activity
Source: RefSeq, a predicted model, not a curated record